AUGUCCGCUACUGUGAAGAGAUCCCUCAGCAGCACCGGCAGGUCCAUCAGUCCGCCUGCACGGAGGAGGAAAGUUUCACAGGCAGCUGAGGAAGACACACACGUGGCCAGCACAUGGUUUGCUAACCCAGACCAUGUUCGAAUCUUCAGUUGGAAUGUCAAUGGCGUCGCUCCACUGCUUCAAAAGCCGCUGUCCUUCAACUCGACAUCCCUGUCGCCGCUGCGAUCUUUUCUGAAACGCCAUCAGUGGCCUCAAUUGCUGUGUUUGCAAGAAGUCAAGAUCAGCCCCAGAGACGUCGCAACCCAAAGGCAGCUGCAUCAAGCCGCCAAUCACGGUCACGCCGCAGGAGAACCGACCUAUACGGUUCAUUAUUCUCUCCCCCGAGACAAGUACAAUGCGACUGGAUUCGGCGGCAAAGUCCACGGGGUUGCUUCCUUUCUGAGAGAUGACUUCGCCUCGGGCGUUCGUGUCACCCGGCGGCCAGAAUGGGACCUCGAGGGUCGGGUCUUGAUACAUGAACACGAGGUUGGUCUAGUUCUCAUCAACGGCUACUGGGUCAACGGGACUUCUAAUCCCUAUCGAGAUCCUGGAACGGGUCAGAUCUCCGGUACCCGACACGACCAUAAGCUACGUUUUCAUCAACACAUGCUGGAAGAAGUUCUCCAACACGAAGCAGAGGGCCGCCAUGUCAUUUUGAUUGGGGACAUGAACAUCGCUCGAGCCCGAAUUGACGGCCACCCAAACCUGCGAACGUCCCCUCUGCAACAUGUCAAGAACCGAGCCGAUUUCAAUGCCAAGUUUUUCGACGAACCCAGUGGCAUGCGCGGAACCGACAUCUUCAGGCACAUCCAUGGGAACACCAAGAAGUUCACCUAUCACCCUCGUGGCUGUGCCUGGGGUGCGAGCUGUGAUCGAGUGGACCUAAUCAUCGUCAGCCACGCCUUGGUGGACGACCUGGACGUUGUUACCGGCACCGACAUUUUGGAUUCUGCGUCAGAGCGUGGGCAUAGCGAUCACGUCCCACUCUGGAUCUCUGUUGAUUUAGCAAAACUGGCCACGAAGAAACCCACGACGUUGUCUGAGGCUGAAUUGUCGGUCGCCUCUGGUUCUACAUAG
Molecule: messenger RNA, 1116 nt
Organism: Fonsecaea multimorphosa CBS 102226
Lineage: Eukaryota; Fungi; Ascomycota; Eurotiomycetes; Chaetothyriales; Herpotrichiellaceae
Exons: 1
Coding region: 1-1116 (371 amino acids)
Biological process (GO): base-excision repair
Cellular component (GO): nucleus
Molecular function (GO): phosphoric diester hydrolase activity; double-stranded DNA 3'-5' DNA exonuclease activity; DNA-(apurinic or apyrimidinic site) endonuclease activity
Source: RefSeq, a predicted model, not a curated record